AUGGGGCAAAUAACAGUCGAGUUGUACCACAAGCACGCUCCCAAGACGUGCAGAAACUUCCUAGAACUCUCACGGAGAGGGUACUACAAUGGCACCAAGUUCCACCGUGUCAACCAGGGUCUCAAGUACUGCAAAUGUUUUGCAGUUGAUGGCGGUGAUCCUACUGGGACUGGACGAGGAGGCGAGUCCAUCUAUGGAUCACAGCGCUUCAACGCCGCAAGCAUAACGAUGUUAAACCGCCACCCAGGCAACCGGUGGGGUCAACUGUACUG
Molecule: messenger RNA, 272 nt
Organism: Closterium sp. Yama58-4
Lineage: Eukaryota; Viridiplantae; Streptophyta; Zygnematophyceae; Desmidiales; Closteriaceae
Source: the annotation of a GenBank genome assembly